CACACAUGCGCGUUUGAUUUCGUUGCCAAUACUCCAGGGUGUUUUCAUAUUGAGUUAAGUGCAGUCUAAUAUUUUUAUGUUAACAUUUACAACGAUUUGUUCGAUAGUAAUUUAAAAUAUCAACAAACAUUUAAAAAAAAAAACAAGUGAUUGAGUAAAACAUAGACGUGUAAAUUAUUUAAAAAAUUAAAUGGUCAGAUUGAUGAUUGGUGAUGUCCUCAUAUACAUACGGACAAAAGACUUUUAACCCCAUUCCACCAGAGAAGGGAAGUUUUCCACUAGACCAUGAGGGUUUUUGCAAAGCAUCAAUGAUCAAAUAUAUGCGUUGUCUUGGUAAUAAUAAAAGUAAUAACUCUCUUUGUAGAGAUGCUGCUAAAGAGUAUCUCGAAUGUCGAAUGGACCACAAUCUUAUGACUCGCGAAGAAUGGCCAAAACUAGGAUUCCAUGAUCAACAAAAAUCUACGUAACAAAUUUAUUUAAUUUUUAAAAUUUAAACCAAAAAAAUAUCUCAACUCUAAUAUCAACUAAAUUAUCAUCCAUAUUUUAAAUUUCAAAUAAACAAUAGUAAAUAUAUAUAAAUAUAUAUAUUAAAAAAAAACUUUUUUUUAUAUAUUUUGUCAAAAUAUUUUUUUAUUGCGGCUUGAUCAAAAUAUCACCGACAUAUCGUCGCUGACCAAAACAAUACAAAGUUUGAUAUUAGAAGCAAAAAAAUACAUGUGUAUAUAAAUAUAUAUAUAUAUAUAUAUAUAUAUAUAUAUAUAUAUAUAUAUAUAUAUAAGCGUCCAAU
Microplitis demolitor is the source of this 787-nucleotide messenger RNA. Its product is annotated as cytochrome c oxidase assembly protein COX19. Lineage: Eukaryota; Metazoa; Arthropoda; Insecta; Hymenoptera; Braconidae. The transcript has a single exon. Gene Ontology annotation, cellular component: mitochondrial intermembrane space. Gene Ontology annotation, biological process: mitochondrial respiratory chain complex IV assembly. The record is from RefSeq and is a predicted model, not a curated record. The coding region runs from base 213 to 467 and encodes 84 amino acids.